UCUGUAAACACUUAUAAUUAUAAUCUCGCAUCAUACCUUGUGGAUAUACUUCUGCCAAUUUCCGCAAAUCAGUUCACAAUCAAGGCCUCUUUUAGUUUUGCGCACUUGGCCAAGUCAUAAAACCAUAACAACGAGGUGAUGUGCUCUUUUUACUUUAGCUCCUUGUUUACAAUCGUUCCACUCGACGAGACAAUACAAUUUUUUCUUAAUAAACAAGGUAUAUGUUCUCCCAGAAAAACCAACAAUAUCCCGCUCCGUCUUAAAAGUUCUGCUUGAGUUCGCUACGAAGAAGACUAAGCCCUUUUUUUUCGAUGGUCAGUACUACGAUCAAAUCGAUGGUGUAGCAGUGGGAUCAUGUUUAGGCCCUGUUAUGGCAAAUAUCUUGAUGUGCCACUUAGAGGAAAAAUGGGUUCUUAACAGCAACGCUCGCCCUUCUGUUUGGUUCCGAUACGUCGACGACACGUUCACCUUAUUUGACAGUAAGGACAUAACAGUUUUACGCUCGCCCUUCUGUUUGGUUAUGAUACAUCGAUGACACGUUCACCUUAAUUGACAGUAAGGACACAGCACAGUGCUGCUGUGUCCUUACUGUCAAAUAAGGUGAACGUGUCACCGACGUAUCGAAACCAAACAGAAGGGCGAGCGUUGCUGUUAAGAAAAAAGAAAAAAAAAAUUCUACACUAUCUCAAUACCUGUCAUGUAAAUAUCAAAUUCACCAUUGAAUUCGAAGAGAAUAACGCAAUCUCAUUUCUUGAUAUCCUCAUC
Molecule: messenger RNA, 765 nt
Organism: Porites evermanni
Lineage: Eukaryota; Metazoa; Cnidaria; Anthozoa; Scleractinia; Poritidae
Source: the annotation of a GenBank genome assembly